CCAGACUCUCGCGGGGUUUAGCGUGGCACUGGGAGGCCGGGCUGGGGGAAGGGGGUGGUGGUCCGUUAUCGGCGUUGGGUUUCGGCCGCUGUGACCGCGCUUUCUCCUCUGUGCACGGGGAGCUGCUCAGGCUGGAGGCCAGCCAGCUCUUUCCGCCGCCUCGGUAGCGAUGGGGGCGCAGGACCGGCCGCAGUGCCACUUUGACAUCGAGAUCAACCGGGAGCCGGUUGGUCGCAUUAUGUUUCAGCUCUUCUCAGACAUAUGUCCAAAAACAUGCAAAAACUUCCUUUGCCUCUGCUCAGGGGAGAAAGGCCUUGGGAAAACAACUGGGAAGAAGUUAUGUUAUAAAGGUUCUACAUUCCAUCGUGUGGUUAAAAACUUUAUGAUUCAGGGUGGGGACUUCAGUGAAGGUAAUGGAAAAGGUGGAGAAUCAAUUUAUGGUGGCUAUUUUAAAGAGAAUGUGGUCUUUUGCAAAAUGAAAAGGUAAGAGAACGAAGCUCAGUAACACAAACUCCAAUUCUGUUCCCUUGCACCCUUCCUCAUAAAGUUAUGGACAGUCUGGGUCAGGUUGUGGCUGGAUUUCAGUAUUGCUUGAAGACUUGGAAAAUUGUGUAUACUACUUCAUACAUCUGUAUCUUUUUUCUUUCCCUGAUGGGUUAUUACUUCCACAUCAGGGAAAAGAAUCUAGUUGUGUCUUUUUUUCCCCCUAAACCAAGCAAUUUCUUUGAACAAAAGUUGGUAUUUCUUUCUUUGUCCAAGGUUUGUAUAUUUUCUUUUGUCUACUAGAACUAUAUGACUGUGUAUUAUUCCUACAGCAGUAGCAUUUGCAUAAAUCUAACUAUUGCACUUGCCCUGAAAGCCUUAGAAAAGUCAGUUGCAGAGAUUUAUAAUGGGAUCCAAUAUUACUAGGUGUUAAUGCCGUGAUAGCGCCAGUGUUAUAAUAGUCUUUUAUAUUUCUUUUGGGGAAAAUGGAUUACUACUCUUUUUCAGAAGCCUGUUCCCAAGAUGAAAACUUUAUUCUCAAACAUGACAGAGCGUUCCUUUUGUCAAUGGCUAAUCGAGGGAAACAUACCAAUGGUUCCCAGUUUUUCAUUACCACGAAACCUGCGCCGCACCUGGAUGGGGUGCAUGUUGUCUUUGGACUAGUUAUUUCUGGUUUUGAAGUAAUCGAACAAAUUGAAAAUCUGAAAACUGAUGCUGCAAGCAGACCUUAUGCAGAUGUGCGAGUUAUUGACUGUGGGGUGCUUGCCACAAAAUCAACAAAAGAUGUUUUUGAGAAAAAAAGGAAGAAACCAACUCAUUCAGAAGACUCGGAUUCCUCUUCCAGUUCCUCUUCCUCUUCAGAAUCAUCUUCAGAAAGUGAAAUUGAACGUGAGAGAAGCAGAAGAAGGAAACAUAAGAGGAGGCCAAAAGUUAAACAUCCUAAAAGAAGACGAAAGGAAGCAAGUAGCUCAGAAGAGCCAAGGAAUAAACAUGCAGUGAGUCCAAAAGGUCCCUCUGAGAGAAGUGAUAACAAUGGGGAAAGGUCAGUGGAUUCAAAUGCUAAAAGGGAAAAGCCUGUGGUCCGCCCAGAAGAGAUACCCCCAGUGCCCGAGAACCGAUUCUUGCUGAGAAGAGAUAUGCCUCUUGUCACAGUGGAACCUGAACCGAAGAUUCCUGAUGCUACACCCAUUGUAAGUGAUCAGAAACCAUCUGUGUCAAAGUCUGGACGGAAGAUUAAAGGAAGGGGCACAAUUCGCUAUCACACACCUCCAAGGUCAAGGUCCUGCUCUGAAUCAGAUGAUGAUGACAGCAGUGAGACUCCUCCUCACUGGAAAGAGGAGAUGCAGAGACUGAGAGCAUACAGACCUCCUAGUGGAGAAAAGUGGAGUAAAGGAGAUAAGUUAAGUGACCCCUGUUCAAGCCGAUGGGAUGAAAGAAGCUUGUCCCAAAGAUCGAGAUCAUGGUCUUACAAUGGAUAUUAUUCAGACCUUAGUACAGCAAGACACUCUGAUGGUCACCAUAAAAAACGCAGAAAAGACAAAAAAGUUAAACAUAAAAAGAAAGCUAAAAAGCAAAAACAUUGCAGAAGACACAAACAGACUAAGAAGAGAAGGAUUAUUGUACCAUCUGACAUAGAAUCCUCAAAAUCUUCUACCCGACGAAUGAAAUUCCCUUGUGAUAGAGAAAGGAGAUCUCGUUCUUCCUCGCUAUCCUCUCAUCACUCAUCCAAGAGGGACUGGUCUAAAUCUGAUAAGGGUGAUCAGAGCUCUUCCACCCAUUCCAGCAGAGACUCCUACAGAUCCAAAUCUCACUCCCAGUCUUACUCUAGAGGAAGCUCAAGAUCACGGACUCCAUCGAAAUCCUCCUCACAUUCCCCAAGUAGAUCAAAGUCCAGAUCUAGUUCCAAGUCAGGGCACCAACGGACAGCAUCAAAGUCCCCCAAAAGAACAGCCCCUCAGCUAAGUGAAAAUAAACCAGUUAAAACAGAACCUUUAAGAGCAACAGUGCCACAGAGUGAAACCGUCCUAGUACAACAGCCAGUGGUGGCGGAACAUAUUCCUGUGAUACCACUGAGUGACAGUCCCCCUCCUUCCAGGUGGAAGCCUGGACAGAAGCCCUGGAAGCCCUCUUAUGAGCGAAUUCAGGAAAUGAAAGCAAAAACAACCCAUUUGCUACCCAUCCAAAGCACUUACAGUUUAACAAAUAUUAAGGAGACUGGUAGUUCAUCAUCCUACAAUAAAAGAGAAAAAAAUUCAGAAAGUGAUCAGAGUGCUUAUUCAAAAUACAGUGAUAGAAGUUCAGAAAGUUCCCCAAGGUCAAGGAGCAGAUCCUCUAGGAGUAGGUCUUAUUCCAGAUCGUACACAAGGUCGAGAAGUGUAGCAAGUUCACACUCAAGGUCUAGGUCUCCCUCAUCUAGAUCUCAUUCACGAAAUAAAUACAGUGAUCGCUCACAAUGUAGUAGAUCAUCUUCAUAUUCUUCUGUUAGCAGUGAUGCUGGAAGACGAGCAAAGAGAAAACUUAGAUCCAGUGGAAAAAAUAGCACUUCACAUAAAAGGCAGAGCAGCAGCUCUGGAAAGACACCUCGCAGUAAAUAUACCAAAGGCAGAGACAAGUCUUCGUGCCCGAGAAAGUAUAGCGAAAGCAGGUCAUCCUUAGAUUAUUCUUCGGACAGUGAACACUCAGGUGUUCAGGUGACACAGUCAGCCCAGGAGAAAGAGAAGCAAGUCCAAAUGGAAAUGAGUAACAAACGAGAGAAAAACAGAGAUGAAGAGAAAUCCAAGCCUGAACGGGAAUGCCCGCGUUCAAAAAAAAGAACUUUGAAAGAGAAUCUUUCUGAUCACUUUAGAAGUGCCAAUAAGCCCAAAAGGAAGAAUUAUGCUGGGAGUAAAUGGGACUCUGAGUCGAAUUCCGAACGAGACGUAACUAAGAGCAGUAAAAAGAAUUCCCUGCCAUCUUCUGAUAAGGAGGAAGGUGAGGCCACAUCAGAUUCUGAGUCAGAGUUUAGUGAAAUUCACGUCAAAGCCAAACCCACAACAAAGUCUUCAGCAAGUUCUUCACUGCCCGAUGGUAAUGGUGCUUGGAAGUCAAGCAAACAGCAGUCAUCCACCUCUGAUUCUGAGGGGUCCUGUUGCAACUCAGAAAACCCUAGGGGAAAGCCAAGGAAGCACAAACACGCGUCAAAGGAAGCUCUGAAAAGGGAACACACCAAAAAAGUGAAAGAGAAAAUGAAAGGGAAAAAAGACAAAAAGCAUAAGGCCCCAAAACGAAAACAGGCAUUUCACUGGCAGCCUCCACUAGAAUUUGGUGAAGAGGAGGAGGAGGAGAGUAAUGAAAAGCAAGUGACUCAGGAGUCACAGGAGAAAAAACAAGCUUCUGAAAACAGUGAAACUACAAAAGAAAAUAUCCCCCAAACUGAGAAGCCCUGUGAAGACAGCAGCCUUUCAGAUAAACAGAAUGCAGUCACGAUUUUAUCAGAUACUGAGCAGCCUGCUAACGAUGAGAGUAAACUCAGCAUUUCUCCCACACCUUCAGCUACUGAGGAAAAUGUCGCUAGUUCUCCCCCAAACAUUCAGCACAUUGAAGAAAGUGUCCCAGGCAGAGUGGAAGACAUGUUUCAAGCCGAUGACAACAUGGAGAUUUGCACUCCUGACAGGAGUUCCCCAGCAAAAGUGGAGGGAGCAUCCCCUCUGGGAAAUUCAAGGCUUGACACCCCAGAAACGGGCAUCGCUGUAAAGCAGGCAGAACAUCCUGCGGCAGAGGUGGGGAAACAGGAAAGCAGCGUGUCUGAAAGCCCCACGGUGCGGGAGGUGGGGAAACCUGACAGCAGCUCCACGGGCUCAGCUGGUGCUGUGGAAAGCACAGCGAGGAGGGAGGCGGCCGAAAGGGGUCAGGUCAGCCUCCUGGAUAAUAAAUGGAAGCCCCUGCAAGGGGUGGGGAACCUGGCAGCACCAACGGCUACAUCCAGUGCCGUGGAAGUGAAGGCAUUGACGGCUGUGCCUGAAAUGAAACCACAAGGCUUGAGAAUAGAAAUUAAAAGCAAAAAUAAAGUUCGGCCUGGAUCCCUCUUUGAUGAAGUGAGGAAGACAGCACGCUUAAACCGGAGGCCUAGAAAUCAGGAGAGUUCAAGUGAUGAGCAGACACCUAGUCGGGAUGGUGACAGUCAGUCCAGGAGUCCAAGUCGAUCUCGGAGCAAAUCUGAAACCAAAUCAAGACAUAGAACCAGGUCUGUCUCCUACAGUCACUCACGAAGUCGAUCUCGAAGUUCCACAUCAUCUUAUCGAUCGAGAAGCUACUCUAGAAGUCGGAGCAGAGGGUGGUACAGCAGAGGCCGCACAAGAAGCCGGAGCAGUUCCUCCCGCAGUUACAAAAGUCAUAGGACGUCCAGCAGGAGCAGGUCCAGGAGCACCUCAUACGAUCCCCACAGUCGGUCCAGAAAAGAAUUAACAUUUUUCUGUUUAAUACGCAGGUCCUACACUUACGACAGCUACUACAGCAGGAGUCGCAGUCGCAGCCGCAGCCAGAGGAGCGACAGUUACCACCGCGGCAGAAGCUACAACCGGCGGUCCAGGUGGGUCCCUCCCCAGAACACUGCACGUGCCCGUGGGCACUGGGUGUGCGAGGCGGUAGACUUAGGAGAGAAAGCAUAAUCUUCAUAAGACAAAUCCUUUUCCUCCUCUUGAGUUUCAGCAACCCACAGGCAGCUGCUAAAUGUGGCCUUUGUAUUAAGAGUUGCCAAGGAUUGUUUGUUAGUUAUUGUUAAUGUUGACUCUAAAAUGGAUUUUUAAAUAUUCACAUCUUCCUUAGACAAACAUUUCUCUUGGAAGGAGUAAAGAGAGUAGUCCACCCAAAGCAUGGCCCACUUCUUAAAAUAGGGCUUGUUGCUAGAAACAGCAAAGCCAGUUUGUCAAUUUUUAAAAAUAAAUGUAUAAUAAAAUGUCAUAAUUAUUUGCUUUAACAGCAGAAUUGAGGUUUGUAUCUUGUCAUUUAUUUGGGGGAAAAUGUGUUUCUUAUAUAUUAUAUUUAUAAAUAUUAUUUUUUAUGUAACAUUUUGCCUAAAACUGCAAGUUGUUAUGGUGACUUUUUGUAAUAUCCCUUUCCUGGGGACUUUCGGUCAUACCCUUCCCCCACUCACUGCAGGGACAAUCAGUGAUCCUUGUAGAAUAUCAUGCUAUGUGUAAUCUGGGCACUUCCUUGUUUGAAACUCUUCAAGGGCUCCAUCCGCACUGCCCUCCGGCACACGUCCAGGUUCUAGCAUUGCACCUCAGGCCUCUCCACCCACACCUCCAGCCCAGGCUUUUCUGUCUCCCCGCUUUAAUGUGCUGGAACCUUUGCUUCUGCCUAGAGACCCCCAUGCCAGUAUCUCCCCCCCUACCUCUUGAAAUGGCCAAUCCCCACUUAUCCUGCAGGUCUCCACUGCAGCCUACUGCCCCUGGGAAGUCCUCCCUGACUGCUGACCUGAGAUAAGCCACCCCCACGCCCGUGUAUGUCAUUUGCCUUGCCACUCUUCUGUACUAUCCUUGAGCCCCAGGGAACAGCACUUGGUCCCUUUUGUGUGUGUGUGUUCCUAGUAUCUACAAAGUGGCUCCCAGUGAAUCUCUUUCCAACUAACUGGAUGGUGACCAUGUCCUCUUGACGCACGAUCAUAAUGCUCCUGUCCAUGCCCCACACCCUCACCCCUCACUGGGCACCAUUUUGCUUUCCAUACCCCUCACUUCCUCAGUCUGAUGACAUAUUGAUGACCAUUUGGGUAGCAUGGAAAAUUACUUUGCUCAUUUGCAUGAGUGGAUUUCAAAGAAUUUUCCAAGAUGUAAUAUUUCUUUAUUUUAUCUUAACCUUAAUAUUACUAUCUGCCAUUUAAAACAUCUCUGAAAAGUCCAGUGUCACCACAUCAGCACCUUCAAUCCACUCUUGUAAAUAAGAAGCUACAUCCCUAGUAGCCAGUUUUGCUCAGUAGUUAGAGCGUUGCCCCACA
Messenger RNA from Myotis davidii, 6454 nucleotides. It is a transcript of the gene NKTR, whose product is annotated as natural killer cell triggering receptor. Gene Ontology annotation, biological process: protein folding; protein peptidyl-prolyl isomerization. The record is from RefSeq and is a predicted model, not a curated record. NCBI's taxonomy places the organism in Eukaryota, Metazoa, Chordata, Mammalia, Chiroptera, Vespertilionidae. Gene Ontology annotation, cellular component: nucleus. Bases 969 to 5129 code for a protein of 1386 amino acids. The transcript has 18 exons. Gene Ontology annotation, molecular function: peptidyl-prolyl cis-trans isomerase activity.